Molecule: messenger RNA, 1594 nt
Organism: Panicum virgatum (switchgrass)
Lineage: Eukaryota; Viridiplantae; Streptophyta; Magnoliopsida; Poales; Poaceae
Product: riboflavin biosynthesis protein PYRD, chloroplastic
Exons: 3
Coding region: 240-1442 (400 amino acids)
Biological process (GO): riboflavin biosynthetic process
Molecular function (GO): zinc ion binding; diaminohydroxyphosphoribosylaminopyrimidine deaminase activity
Source: RefSeq, a predicted model, not a curated record
ACGACAAUGAGAUCGCUAGUAGGGCAGCGCGGCACUGGCGCCGGCGGCGAGGGUAGAGGGGCGCGCGGCGGCGCGGUGGAUUGUUGUCGGGUGCACGCCGCACGGGCGGCUCGCUACGGAUCAAUACGGAUUGAAAGGUACGCGUCCUCCGCAACCAACCGUCCCAAACCCCCAACCAAACUCUCCCUCCCUCCGCGGCUGCCCCACGGACUGGGCGCUCUCGCCUCCGCGCGCCGCCCAUGGCCUCCUCGCUCGUCUCGCGCCCGCACCUCACCCCGCUCCCCGUCCGGGCCGCCACCAUGGCCUCCCCUUCCCGCGCCCGCGUCGCGGCCGGGGGCCUUGGCGGGCUCGGGGUCGCGGCCGGCGUGCGGUGCCAGGCGCAGGCGGCGGGGGACUUGGACCGCCACUACAUGCGGCGGUGCGUCGAGCUGGCCCGCAAGGCAGCCGGCCACACCAGCCCCAACCCUAUGGUCGGCUGCGUCAUCGUCCGCGACGGCCGCGUCGUCGGAGAGGGAUUCCACCCCAAAGCCGGCCAGCCACACGCGGAGGUAUUUGCUCUGAGAGAUGCAGGUGAUUUAGCUGAGAAUGCAACUGCUUAUGUGAGCUUGGAGCCCUGCAACCACUAUGGGAGGACUCCUCCUUGCACUGAAGCACUCAUCAACGCAAAAGUGAAGGAAGUUGUCGUGGGGAUGACUGACCCAAAUCCUAUUGUGGCAUCUAAAGGGAUUGAAAAGCUCCAAGGUGCUGGGAUAAAUGUAAGGGUGGGCGUCGAGGAAGCGUUGUGCCGCAGAUUGAAUGAGGCUUACAUCCAUCGCAUGCUCACUGGGAAGGCUUUUGCAACUUUGAGAGCUACACUCUCGAUGAAUGGAAUUGUCACAAACCAAAUUGGGAAGGGAGCUGAUCAGUCGGGUGGGUACUACUCUCAAUUGACGAAAGAAUACGAUGGAGUCAUAAUUUCAAGCGACCUGGCCAAAAUGUCGACCUUGCCGGUGUCACAUGAAGCUGGAGUAAACCAACCUCAGUAUAUCAUCAUAGCACAGGGAGAAAGUUCCCGACUACAUAUCCCAUCUCUCAGCAAGGAGAAUGCAUCUAAGGCGAUUGUUCUUGCUGAUAGUCCUGUCACCGUGGAGCCAGCAGGGAUCGAAGUCGCAGUCCUUCGCCAGAUAGAUCUAGACUCCAUCCUUCAACUCCUUGCACAGCGAGGGCUUUGCAGCGUGCUAGUGGAUUUCAGAGAGGCCGGGGAAAGCUUUGCGUCGCUUCUGACCGACUUCCAGGAGGACAAGCUGGUGCAGAAGGUUGUUCUUGAGUUCCUGCCUGUUUGGCUGGCGAGCGAAGGGCUCAACAACCUGGCUUUUGGCGGCAGACAAUCAUUUCCGCUGAAUAACGUGGAGUACAUGGAGGUGAAUGGGUGUAUGCUGCUGGAGGGCUAUGUCGAUGUCUAGAAUCAUUUCUGCAGGAUGUCUAGAAUGCCAGUGUUUGCUUGUCAUCCUGUAAACUGAUAGUCGUGUAAACUUUGGCACUGCAACCAUGAGAUUUGUUAUAGAGCUGAAUCCAUGUCAUGAGAUCUUUGUGCACUACUGCACUCCCAUUUUCA